CUUUCCCACCAAGCGUAGCGUAGCGUAACGUAGAAUCAUCAUAUCCAUCAAUAUGGAUACCCCAUCAUCAUCGUCUGAGACCAUUAUCAUGGCUGCCCUCUCAAGUCUAUCACCCUCCGUCCUCUUCCAUCUCACCCACCACCUCACCGCCAUCUUCCGCUACCACAACCGCCGCGUCUCCGCCCUCCUCUCCUCCCCAACCCUCUUCUCCCUCACUCUCCACCACCUCCACACCCUCUCUCUCCACCAAAAGUCCCUCCUCAUCUCCCGCCACCUCCUCUCAAACCUCUCUCUCUUGGCAUGCCACGCCCAACAGCAACACCCCCGCCUUCUCCUCCCGCCUCCGCGCUCAGCCACCUCCAUCAAUCUCCGCGACAUCGACGCCGUGCUCCUCCUCCUCCUCCUCUGCGAGCUCCACCAGAGCGAUGGAGAGGCGUUGGACGCUCCUCCGUCGCGGUGGCGUGAAGCGCUUUGUCGUCAUGCGACGAAGAGCGCGUUAAGGCUGUCCAAAAUGGGAGCUUCCACCGUUGAAGUGAUAGUCGAGUAUGUAGAGGUGGUGGUGAAGUGCAUGAACUUUGUGAACGCGAUGGGUUGGAACGGCGGCGGCGGAGGCGAUGAUAGUGGAAAGGAGGGGAGAGAUGUGGCGGCUUCGGUGGCGGCGGUGGUGGCGCUGCCGUCCGUGGAAGUGAGGGAAAGGGGGCGGGAGUGCGUGAUAUGUAAAGAGGAGAUGAGGGAAGGAAGAGACGUGUGUGAGUUGCCAUGUCAGCAUUUGUUUCAUUGGAUAUGUAUUUUGCCUUGGCUUGACAAGAAGAACACGUGCCCCUGCUGCCGGUUUAAGCUUCCCAGCGACGACGUUUCAGGUGAGAUCCAACGGCUGUGGGAGAUCUUCGCUAAGAUGAGCAGUUGAUAUAUGGAGAUGCGGCAUAGCUAAGCUAGCUGUUAUAAACAAUACGUAGUCAUCGAUCUGUAAUAUAUAUAUAUAUAUAUACGUACAUUCAGCCCCAAAUUAAAAAUGGAAUGAUCCCUUAAUUAUAUUCCAUCACCUGUUUUAAUUGGCAGCUUUGGUUUGGUUAGCUUAUUUAGUCAAUCCAAUCCAUUCACGACUAAAUUAAAACAGCGAAGUUCAUAUAUAUGUUCUGAAAAUAGAACAUAUUUGAUCCUAUAAUAAAUGCAUAAAAGUUGGGGUGAUCUUAUUUACGGAUCGGAUCGGAGUAUGUUUUUGAUCGAGUCUGCUUUAAUGUUAGUGACAUUUAUGAACUCUUGUUGAUAACCGGU
Molecule: messenger RNA, 1275 nt
Organism: Cuscuta europaea
Lineage: Eukaryota; Viridiplantae; Streptophyta; Magnoliopsida; Solanales; Convolvulaceae
Source: the annotation of a GenBank genome assembly